Molecule: messenger RNA, 2832 nt
Organism: Phoenix dactylifera (date palm)
Lineage: Eukaryota; Viridiplantae; Streptophyta; Magnoliopsida; Arecales; Arecaceae
Biological process (GO): protein phosphorylation
Molecular function (GO): ATP binding; protein serine/threonine kinase activity
Source: RefSeq, a predicted model, not a curated record
AACGAGAUCACGAGGGAAGCUGAGAAGGAAAGAGAGACGGCGGCGAGAGGGAGGGAGAGGGACGGAUUCCGCACCAGACCCCUCCUUCUCCUACCCUGUGCGACGAAGAGAGAAGCAGUCUGUCUUCGAGGAGGAGGGGGGGUUUCUUGUUGUCAGCGGGAGGGGCUCCUGUGCGUCUCUCCAGGUGCCUGGCUCCUUCUAUGUACGAUUCCCGUAAUCUCUUCCUGUUGUAUUGAAUUAUCCGUUUUCUUCUGAUUGUUUGAAGUCCAAGAUCACUGUUUUCGGUGGUGGGAUGUCAGAAAGUGUUUUUUUUCCCCCGAAAUCUUAGAUGUUUAUUUAAAUAUUGCAAAAAAGGAGGGACUUUGAUGUGAUUUCUUCGUCGCUGGGGAAAAUAAUUGUGGCGGUUUUGCGUCUUUGCGUCCGAUGGGACCCUGGUCUCGUUGCCUUUUCCUGAUAAAUUUUGGUUCUUGGAUUGUUCUCCGUCCCCCCCUUCCCCUCCCAUUUUCCAAAUUAUCGGAUUUGUGAAAGGGCUAGCAGAGGUGGGAAUUUCUUCUUACCCUCCGAGUGGUGCUCUAUUUUUUGUCUGAUUAUGGAUUGAUCUGGUGGAGACGGUCGUAGGAGUUCUCCCCUUUGAGGGGUUUGGUCGAAAUGGGCGCCCAAUCUGGGCUUGGAUUGUCUCGUUGAUGUGGAUCCGAAGGCCGUCCUUAGAUGUGCUUAAAGGUGUUCUUGGAUCCGUGUUCCGCUCUCCCCGGCUUUGUCUCAAUCUGGGGUUUCUGCCGCGGCUCUGCGUCCGGAAUUUGAUUGGCUUCGGCUCGGAUUUCCGGGGUACAAUGGAGGAGAGCAGCUCUUGGGUGAGGGGGGCCAAGUUCUCGCAUGCCGUCUGCCACUGGUUGGAUUCUUCUCGGCUGCCGGCGAUCCCGCUUUCCAACCAGGCUGAUCGUGAUGUGCAGUUGAAGAUGAAUAGCUCGACUUUGGAUCUUUGUACAUUGGCAUCAGUUUCUUCAGCGACCGAUCGACUGAAUCAGAAGGACUCGAUCUGGCAUUCUUCUAGCACGCCGUCGUUUCCUUUGCCGUCGCGGCCCGACAGCAAUCGUGGAUCCAAGCCAGGGAGGUCAAGUUUAGAGAAUUCUAGCUUUUCUUUUCAUGGUGAUCAAGAUUCUAAAUGGAAACCGAAGAGUUGGAGUUUACAGUCUUCCAGUUCUUCCUCCGAUCAAGAUCCUAAAUUGAAGCUGAAAAGUUCCAACUCUUGCGAGGCCUUGGACUCUUCUUCGAUAAGGUUCCAAUUAGGUUCUGUUUCUCAUAAAUCAGAGUCACUAUCAGAUGAUGCAUGGAAAUCCAAACCCAAGCAGAGGUCUUUGUCUCCACUUCCAGCUACCAUCCUUUCUGAUGCCUUCAAAGAAGGUAGGGCUAGUGGGAGGAGAUUCUCAACCCCACCACCUAGCAGGAAGGGAUCAGAUAAUAGCGUCUUUAGCAAAUUGUUCUCCAGAGAAGCCCGUGAUCAUAAUGCUCUCAAAUCAAAAUCACCUCCCUUCAGUCCCCCUCUCGAGCACUUGUCCUCUAUGAAAGCCUUGGAUAAGCAUAAGAGUAAGGAGAGUCCCUGGGCGAGAUAUAUGGACCAUGGUGGAGGGAGGGUUAAUGCUGUGGAGACCACCGAUGAGUGGAUGGUUGAUCUUUCCCAGCUGUACCUGGGGCUUAGAUUUGCUUCAGGAGCUCAUAGUCGGUUGUAUCAUGGUAUUUAUAAGGAUCAGCCUGUUGCUGUGAAAAUUAUUAGGCAACCUGAUGAUGAUGAAAAUGGAGUCAUGGCUGCCCGACUGGAGAAACAGUUCACUAGAGAAGUCACCCUUCUGUCUCAUCUCCAUCACCGAAAUGUAAUUAAGAUGGCAGCAGCAUGCAAAAAACCACCAGUCUUUUGCAUAAUUACUGAAUAUCUUUCUCGAGGAUCCCUAAGGGCAUUCUUACACAAGCUUGAACACAAAUCCCUUCCUCUACAGAAACUUAUUGCAAUUGCUCUAGAUAUUGCUCGAGGAAUGGAAUACAUUCACUCACAGGGAGUUAUCCACCGAGACUUGAAACCUGAGAACAUUCUUUUUGAUGAAGACUUGUGCGUAAAAAUUGCUGACUUUGGAAUAGCCUGUGAGGAGGCAUAUUGUGAUGUAUUGGCUGAGGACCCUGGAACAUUUCGUUGGAUGGCGCCUGAGAUGAUCAAACACAAGCAUUAUGGAAGGAAAGUAGAUGUUUACAGCUUUGGACUAGUAUUAUGGGAGAUGAUAACAGGAAGAGUCCCGUAUGAGGAUAUGACACCCAUCCAAGCUGCUUUUGCAGUGGUUGAUAAGAACUUGAGGCCUGUGAUUCCUCCCGACUGCCCAGCAGCCUUGCGAGCGUUGGUCGAGCAAUGCUGGGCGCUGCAUCCAGAGAAGAGACCUGAGUUCUGGCAGAUUGUGAAGGUCUUGGAACAGUUUGAAUCUGCUGUCGCUAGAGAUGGCACACUGGACCCGAUUCCAAACUUGACCAGCCAGGAUCAUAAGAAGCGGCUUCUUCAUUGGAUUCUCAAGCUAAAACGUUCGCAUGCCGAUGGCUCACGGCAACUGGUGCCCAAAUUGUUGUAACUACUCCUAAGUUUUGUUGGUUGUUCUCUGUAUUAAGUUUAUUUUUAGAGCCUAACCUUUACAAAAAAAAAGUCUGACAGACGGGUUUUUUUUUAUGCUGCCUCCCUCCUUUUCGUGACUAUUUGUGCCCUUCUGCAUGUACACGUGUUGCCAUGAGUAAACGCUUGUUUACUGGUGGCAGAAUGAAAACAUAUGUAUAGCUAGCUUGCUUCGACUUUUUUUUUAA